CAGACCCCGCCCUCUUAUGGGCGGAGCUCCCUGCGCUGCUUCCGUGUACUAUGGAGAAGGAGGCCGGGGUGUGGGAGCUGCUGGAGCGGGUGCCUAUUGACUGGUCAGAACCAUGGAUAAUUGGACUUUUGGGUUUCCACCUGCUUUUCUUCAUACUAACCUGCAUAUCCUUCAAAUGCUACAAACUCCAGAUCGCCCUCUUCUUUCUAAUGGUGGGCCUGGUUAGCUGCGCUGAAUACAUCAAUGAAGUAGCUGCUGUGAACUGGAAGUUGUACUCAAGGCAGCAGUACUUUGAUUCUUCAGGAAUGUUUAUUUCCUUAGUGUUUUCAGCUCCGUUGUUGUGCAACACCAUAAUAAUUGUGGUCCAUUGGGUGUAUAAGACAUUGUCUGUAAUGACAGAACUUAAGACUCUACAGAAGAAAAGAAAAGCGGCUAAAGACAGUAAGAAGGAGAAGUGAUCAGAACUGUUUUAUCGGACAAGCUGUAUUUCUACAAUGACCACUAAUGUUAAAAACCACUUAUAUAGAAUAUUGAUGGAAUCACAUUGAACGCCCAUACCCACGGACUUCUAUAGACUUCUCCCCGGAUUUUAUCUGUCAGUUUACAUUCCAGAAAGAUAUGAAACCUGGUCCCCCUAUACAGCCUACGAACCCCCCUAUUCCUGGAAGUGAGAUUCCAAGCCACUCAAAGGUGUUUUACCUGUAAAUACAAUUGAGUUUCUGUUUAUUUUUAAUUUUUUGCAAGCUCAUUGUCAUUAUAUUGUAUUUUUAAAAUAAAAUCUAAAAAGGUGAAUAAAGUGUAUAUGGCCUG
Bufo bufo (common toad) is the source of this 810-nucleotide messenger RNA. It is a transcript of the gene TMEM18, whose product is annotated as transmembrane protein 18. The coding region runs from base 51 to 458 and encodes 135 amino acids. Gene Ontology annotation, cellular component: nuclear membrane. NCBI's taxonomy places the organism in Eukaryota, Metazoa, Chordata, Amphibia, Anura, Bufonidae. The transcript has 5 exons. The record is from RefSeq and is a predicted model, not a curated record.